GGACAGAACUUGCGAAUCGCCGCGAGCCCCAGUUCAAACCCGCUGUGGGACGGCGCGCGCCCGACUCGCCGCGAGACUGAAUGAGAGGAACGGACUGAAAAGAGAAGUUUAAAGAGAGGCGCGAUCCAGUUCGCACUUCGAGUCGACGGAAAGCUCCGGUUUUAGCCGAGGAGAGACGAAGUUCCCAGCGGACCGGGCUUGUUGUCAUCGUUUCUAAUCGUCAGUAAACCGUUGAUGAUCCUCCGUCGGGGUCGGGAUACAGACUGCGGUGCUGAGGUUUGGCGGUGUGGCUGAGCGGUCAGUGAGCGGAGGGUGAGGUGAGACAGCAUCGCCGGCAGUAGCAGACGGUGGGACAGUCGACCUCUCUCAGCAGGGGGUGCUGACCUCACACAGGUCCUGACCUACUUGUCUAUUACACACUGCACUGAGUGGAAGGCGAGAGCAGCUUCUUACUCAGGUGAAGUGUAGAACAGUACAGGUGCUGAUAUGAGCAGAGAGGUGGUGACGACCCCUCCUCCGCCCAGCGCGGGUCAGAAGGAGAGGUACUUCGACCGAAUCAACGAGAACGACCCGGAGUACCAGCGCAGCCGCAACAUGUCGCCCGACCUGCGCCAGGACUUCCACAUGAUGGAGCAGAAGAAGAGAGUUACACAGAUACUCCAGAGCCCUGCGUUUAAGGACGAGUUGGAGGGUCUGAUCCAAGAGCAGAUGAAUAAGGGCAACGACCCAGCCGGCCUCCUCGCCCUGCGCCAGAUCGCAGACUUCUUCAUGACCAGCUCCGUCGCCGGCUUCUCCACCUCCCCCCUCAGUCUGGGCAUGGUGACCCCCAUCAACGACCUGUUCGGCGCCGAGUCCGGCAACAUGGUGAAGGGCGAGAAGCAGACGCGCUGCAAGCUGGCCAGCCUGUAUCGGGUAGUGGACCUGUUCAGCUGGGCUCACUUCACCAGCUCCUACAUCACUGUCCGGGUCAGUAAGGAACAAGACCACAUUCUCAUCAUCCCCAGAGGACUGUCCUUCGCUGAGGCCUCUGCUUCCAAUCUGGUGAAGGUGAACAUUCUGGGUGAUGUGGUGGAUCAGGGGUCCACUAACCUGCGGAUCGAUCCGGCCGGGUUCAGCCCUCACGCUGCCAUCUACUCCAUGAGGCCAGACGUGCGCUGCAUCAUCCACAUACACACCCCCGCUGCAGCAGCCGUUUCGUCUAUGAAGUGUGGUCUGCUGCCCAUCUCUCAGGAGUCCCUGAUUCUGGGGGAUGUCGCCUACUUAAACUACCAGGGCAGCCUGGACGAACAUGAGGAGAGAGUGGAGCUCCAGAAAGCGCUCGGCCCUUCAGCUAAGGUGCUGGUUCUGAGGAACCACGGUGUGGUGGCUUUGGGGGAGACCAUUGAAGAGGCCUUCCACUACAUUUAUACUGCCCAGCUUGCCUGCGAGAUCCAGGUGAAUGCGUUCUCCUGUGCUGGUGGAGUGGAGAACCUGAUUGUGUUGGAUUUAGAGAAGUAUAAGUCCCGGACGCAGGGCGUGGCUGAGGUCGGCGUCAACAUGGGCUCCCAGCACAAGUGGAAAAUUGGAGAACUGGAGUUCGAGUCCCUCAUGAGGAUGCUGGACAACCUGGGUUACCGGACGGGCUACGCUUAUCGGCACCCGAUCGUGCGGGACAAGCCGAGGCACAAGAGCGAGGUGGAGAUUCCGGCCACGGUGACGGCUUUUUCGUUCGACGAGGACGAGGUACCGCGCCUCCCCUUCAGGCUUCUGCAGCAGCGGCAGCAGAGGGAGAAAACCCGCUGGCUCAACUCCCCCAACUGCUACACCAAGGUCAACGUGGCUGACAGGAGCAGUGAGGAGAGCGCACGCGUCAGGACCAUGUGGAUGAAGUCUGAAGACGGCAGCUCCAGCAGUGGCACCCCGAUUCGCAUCGAAGACCCCAACCAGUUUGUCCCUCUCAACACGAACCCCAGUGAGGUUCUUGAGAAGAGAAAUAAAAUCCGAGAGCAGAACCGCUAUGACAUGAUGUCUGCUGGACCGCAGUCUCAAAAGCUGGCUGGCAUUGUCGUGGAGAGACCGCCGGAGCCGUCCUCUGCAAAGCCAUACACAGGUGGAGAUGAGGAUCAGGCAGAGCCUCUCCCGCCCAACCCCUUCAGCGAGCUGACCGAGAGGGAGCUGGAGGACUACAAAAAACGAGUGGAGGGCCAGCAGCUGGGACUUGAUGAGGAAGAGCAGGAUCAGCUAACGUCUGACGAUGCUUCCACGCUCUCCCAGUCUGUGUCUCAAACUCAGUCACCACAAAACACACCUGCUAAAGAAGAGAACCACACGAACAUCCUUCUGAACGGCAAAGAUGACCACGGCGAGGAGGAGGAGCUGAGCAAGCGCAUGAGUCAGCUGACCACCAGCGUGGAGAGCGUGGAGAUCACGGUGCGCUCAGGGGAGAAGAUCGAGGAGGCCCUGUCGCCCGAAAGCUCGCCCUCCAAAUCGCCCAACAAGAAGAAGAAGAAGUUCCGAACCCCGUCGUUCCUGAAGAAGAAUAAAAAGAAAGAGAAAGUGGAAGCUUAAGAAGGUUGUCGGGGAGGGAAGAGCACCCACAACCUGUCUGUCUGUCUGUCCGUCUGUCUGUCUACCUGUCUGUCUGUUUACCCUUUUGUUUUUAAGUUUUGUUUUUAUGAUGUCCUUUUUUUGGAUUUUAUUUGAAUUUUUAACAAAUCGUUAUUUGAAAAAAAAAGAUUUUGGCACAUGUUUUGGGAAGGGAAGCGGACAGGGCAGGCGUGAGAUACUGCACACGCGUUUCUUUUGCUAGAGGCGUGUCACGUUUCGGAAUAUGUGAAAUGAAAUGUGGGCUUAAAACAGGGAGAAUUAGUCCUGGGAAACUGGCUCUUCCUUGAAUCCAUCUCAGCUUUGGUAGACUGAACACACACACACACACACACACACAUAUAUAUACAUACACAUAUACAUGGAAACAGACCAGUAAACAUCUGGUGGACACCAUCUCUGGGCAGGUACUGCAGAAGUCCUGUUAAACUUGUUUUUGUUUGUUUUUUCCUUCUUUCUCCUCCCACCUUCCUCCUGUUAGCAUAUCAAGCCUUUUUUAGCCCCUCAAAUAGCCGCCAUGCUCUUUGUUUCUGCCUCUCCUGUUGAGUUUACCCAGUUUAAACCACACAACAGAGACACAAGACACACUGGACACUUGUUUUGGGAUUUUUCUACAGGGUUUUUUUCCCCCCUUUCUUUUAAACAGUUUUAUUUGAAUCAGUCUCUGUUUCUCUAGUGAUGAGCAGCAGUGCCGUCUGGGCUACAGGCGUCCGUCUGCACUGACUAGUCUGAUAAUCCUGUGUAGAAUCUCUAUUGAACUGCUCUUGCCAAACAACACAGAAGGUUAACACCGAAAAGCAAUCACGUUUUAGUGAAGUGUAAUUUCAUUCUUUUACCUUUAGACAUCAGCUCAUCUCUAGAAACCAAUUUUUUUUCAUUUCUUUUUUUGAGAAACACAAAAUUUGGUAUUUGUCUGCUCAGUUUUGUACUCAUUUCUACACUUUUACAGCGAAUACAAAUGUUUAAGCAUGUUUUUGUUAAUUUUUUUUUUUGCUAGAGUCUACGUUUCUACAGCUGAUAAUGUAGUGAUGCUUGAUUUCUCAGCUAUAUUAUAACUCUGAUUACUAAACACACAAAUAUAUUAAAAAAAACUGGAUGAGUGAUGACAUAAUGAUAUUUUAUUUUUGUGCUGCACUUUUAUUGUAGUGUAUGUAUGUAUAUAUAUAAAUAUAUAAAUGCAUAUAGAUGAUUUCAGCUUUUGAAGGCGUCUGGGAGAUUGCAGAAAGUUGGAGGCAGGUGGAUUUCUGGAGCAGGUCGUGGUAGGGACAGAGACGAGGAAGGCAAGUGCAGUGGGAUUAUGGUUCAUCUGUGUUAUGCUAAAGGAUAUGCUAUAUAUAUUUGUAGCUUUUAUUACAGUUAAAAAAGAAUCCUAAUUCCCAGAGCAAGGAAAUAUCACUAGUGAAAUCCAAGCCAGCAUGGCAGUUUUGUUUGUUUUUAAAGGCAUGUUUGAAAGCCAUAUAUUUCUCGAUAUAGCAAGACAAAGGUCGUUUAACUCCUGUUGUUUUUAAACUAGUCCUAGGAUAACCCGGGAAAGGUUUUAUUCCAUUGGAAUGGCAUGGGUUAUUCAAGGACUAGUUUGAAAAACCCUGGGUUAACUAGACGCCUGCAUGGUUGGCCUGUGCCCUGAGAGUGCUCUACCAAUCAGAAGGACUAUUAUGACACUCUUAAGUCGACCUUAUGACAGCCGUAUGUCACGUCGCCCAACGAUGGGCUCCCAGCUGUGUUCCUGUGGCAUUAGUGUUGGUCACCUAAGGUCAGCUCUCACUCUUCCGGAGAAGACGAAACGAGUGAAAAGGGACUGAUUUGUACUCGUGUUGUUUUAAGCUGAAAGCCAAAUGAUCAUGAAGACGCAAGAUGUAGUUCAGAAAGUCCCUGAGCCUCAAGGCAGCUUUCUUAAAAUAAAAAUUAAAAAAAAAAAAAUUACUAAACUCCCUAAACUAACGUCUGGAUAGUGUCAGGAUUAUAUACUUCAGAUUGAACCCUGCUGAAGCAGUAGUCUACGUUUCCACAGGUGUCUCAGAGUUUGAGACAUUCAAUCCCAGCGAGCAAUGUGAAACAGAGACGUGGAGAGAGGGAUGUUUGUUUUUGUUUUGUUUUUUUGUUUUUUUCCUGCCCAUGACGAGCCUCGCCUCGCCUCGCCUCCUGAGCUAGUAGUUCAUACUCCCAAACAGUUUGGUUCUAGAAUGCUUCACUGAAGACACGCCUCACCUCCUGCGCUAGGAUUGGCUAGUAGUUUUGUACGUUCAAGCAGUCCGCUAUUCUAGAAAGCUUUAAUCAAGACAAGCCCCGCCUCCUACGCUUGUCCAGUAGUUUAUUCACUCAAGCAGUCCACUAUCCUCGAAUGCUUCUGUUGAGACAAGCCCGUCCUCAUGUGCUAGGACUCGUUAGUAGUUCACACUCCCGAACUCUGCGGUUCUAGAAUGCUUAGUUGAAGACAAGCUCCACCUCCUGUGCUAGGAUAGGUUAGUAGUUUUGUACACUCAAGCAGUCUGCUAUUCUAGAAGGCUUUAAUCAGGACAAGCCCCGCCUCCUGCACUAGGAUUGGCCUGUCGUUCAAAUCUCCGAGCAGUCUGCGAUUCCAGAAUGCUUCAUUCAAGACAAGCCCCACCUCCUACGCUACCAAACAAUCUAUUUUAGAAUACUUUCAGAGAAGCCCCGCCCCCUGCUGCAAUUGAGACAGGCCCCGCCUCCGGUGCUAGGAUUAGCUUAGUAGUUCACACUGUCAGUUCAAGACAAGCCCAGCCUGCUAGUAGUUUUGUAUGCUCAAACAGUUUGCUAGUGUAGAGUGUUUCACUCGAAACAAGCCCCGCCUCCUAGGCUUUUCUAGCAUGCUCUGAGUCAAGUCCCUCUUCGGGCACCAGGAUUGGCUAGUAUCUCAUACCCUUGAACUCUCUGAUAUUCUAGAAUGCUUAAAUGAAUACAAGCCCGCCUCCUGCACCAGGAUUGGUUUGUAACUCUUGAACUGGCCGAUAUUCUAGAAUGCUUCAGUCCCACCUACUGUGCUAGGAUUGGCUAGUAGCUCAUACUAUUGAACUGUCCACCUUUCUGGAAUACUUGAGACAAGCCCGCCUCCUGCACUAGGAUUGGCUAGUAUCUCAUACUCUUGAACUGGCCGAUAUUCUAGAAUGCUUCAGUCAAGACAAAUCCCACCUGCUGUGCUAGGAUUGGCUAGUAGCUCAUACUAUUGAACUUUCCACCAUUCUAGAAUGCUUUAGUCAAGACAAGCCCCGCCUCCUCUGCUAGGAUUGGCUAGUAUCUCAUACUCUUGAGCUAUUCACCGUUCUUGGAACAUUUAAGUGAAGACAGGCUCCGCCUCCUGCACUAGGAUUGGCUAGUAGCUUAAACUCUACUGCAUUCUACUGUAAUGGCGUGUGCGAGUAUAAACCGUUGGCCAGUUCUGGCGCAGGAGGCGGGGUUUCGUCAGGAUUUGGCUUAAAAAAAAAAAAAGGAGAUAAAGUAAAAAGCAUGUAGCUUUGAACGGGCAGGUUUGAAGGAACAGGUCAGUCCAAAACGCUAACAUGGCUAACAGCAUAUGGUGCAGGUAGUUGCCAGUCAUUGGUGCCCUGCUAGCUCCUGUUUGUUUUUAGCUACGUUAGCUUUUUUUUAGGUGGACCUUCACGUCUGACCAUGUCUGGGCAUGGUGGUAUGUAAUGGAGAGGUUUAGAAAAAGCAGGGUUGGGGAUCAAAAACAGAUGCUCGUUUUCUUUUUUAUCGCUUCAGUUUUAUUUCAUUUUCAUACCUUCUUUUCUGUUUGCAAAGGUCUUUGCUCCCUUCAUAUUGUACCACAGUAUUUUUCUGUUUUUCUUGUUUAGUUUACAGAGAUUUACACUUUAUUAAUCCUUUUAUGAGCGUUAAUGGCUCCCAACUAAAAGAAUGUGCAUUAUUUCUUUUCUGUUUCAUUUCCUCCGACCGUUUGCACUUUUUUUUUUUAAAUUGGUUAACUAAUGCUUCUUUUCUCCAUGUAGUCCUCCAUUCCAGAGGAGUUGCUUUGGCAUGCGAGUGUGAGCCAAGCCUCGAUGUGACCUGUGAAAAAACGUAUAUGAAUUGUUAUCUAAUGGAAUUGCUUUAGAUUGUACUGCUAAUCAAUGUAAAUUCACAAAUAAAAAGCUAUUUUAAGAAACAAA
Messenger RNA from Colossoma macropomum (tambaqui), 6707 nucleotides. It is a transcript of the gene add3a, whose product is annotated as adducin 3 (gamma) a. Gene Ontology annotation, molecular function: actin filament binding. The record is from RefSeq and is a predicted model, not a curated record. Gene Ontology annotation, biological process: barbed-end actin filament capping. Gene Ontology annotation, cellular component: postsynaptic density; cytoskeleton; plasma membrane. The transcript has 19 exons. Lineage: Eukaryota; Metazoa; Chordata; Actinopteri; Characiformes; Serrasalmidae. The coding region runs from base 487 to 2547 and encodes 686 amino acids.